Micropterus salmoides (largemouth bass) is the source of this 956-nucleotide messenger RNA. RefSeq names its product ataxin-7-like. The coding region runs from base 282 to 698 and encodes 138 amino acids. The transcript is spliced from 5 exons. Lineage: Eukaryota; Metazoa; Chordata; Actinopteri; Centrarchiformes; Centrarchidae. The record is from RefSeq and is a predicted model, not a curated record.
UCUCCCAGAAUGCAGUCUGGUAAACAGACAUGGAAGCACCAGGUGAAGACCUCCACAGAGGCUGAGCGCCGCACUCGCUCCUUCCCACCGUCUUCUGUCUACUUCGUCCAGUGCAUCCAGUUGAAUUAUACCUGCCCGGUGUCACGUUUGCGUCUCCAGCACCCAGAGCCUUGACUCUUCUCUCCAGUGACUGUGGCAGCCAGCGAUCACCCAAACUGAUGAGGAUCGUCUGAUUGAGUUAAAAAUAAGUUCCUUUUUUCUUAUUUUGCCGAGCGGAAAGAAUGUCGGAAAGGGCCGAGGAUGACGUCAGGGGGGAGCAGCGCCGAGCGGCCAGGCAGCAGCUGAAGCAGCAGCAGCAGAUCCAGCGGGGAGAAGGCUCCACAGCAAUGGCGACUGUUGCGGAGCGGAGAUCCUUGCCUAGUCCAGAAAUAAUGCUGGGACAGCCUUGGAGCAACUGGGUCGACGCCGCCAAACUCCACGGCAACGACGGUGCUGAAUCGGAGGAAAGUUUCAAAGACUUCGGGAAAAAUCGAGAUGCCAUGCGUUUGUGCAGAGAAGACAUGCCCAUAUUUGGCCAGUGUCCCGCACAGGACGACUUCUACCUAGUGAUGUGCAGCCACUGCGGACAGGUAGUCAAGCCUCAAGCCUUCCAAGCACACUAUGGUAAGUGUCAAGCACCACGUGCGCAUGCACAUUGAGUCGUCUUUCAUGUGAACACCGUGCAGAGCUAGCUUAAGAGUUUCUGAAUAUUCUAGAUAACUCCAUACACGAAAGAUGGGAGUGAAUGUGGACAGUAGAUCAAUGAAGAAGGAACUAGCAAAUUAGUUUUCAUCUCUUGGAACCAUAUGCCACUUCCAGGCUGGUGGUGAUAUUUCACACACUAACGCACACUAGUAUUAUCUCUCACUCCCCUUUGUAACACUUUGCCUUCUCCAUGCUGUAACCUGAGAAGGGAC